Molecule: messenger RNA, 5068 nt
Organism: Equus caballus (horse)
Lineage: Eukaryota; Metazoa; Chordata; Mammalia; Perissodactyla; Equidae
Source: RefSeq, a predicted model, not a curated record
ACCUGAGAGACAGGAGAGCAGCUGGAAGAGGUAUCCAGCCAGAAGAAGCAGUUGGAGCAGAGGACCUUGGGAGCAGAAGGGAACUGGUCACCAGAUGGGGAUCUGGGGACACAGGAAAAAGUGGCUUUGUCCUGCAGCCGUCAGGAAAGGCCAGGCUGUCCCAAGGGGCCAGUGGAGGAGCUAGAAGCGGUGGGGACAGAGAGGCCUCUGUGAGCGGAAGCGCCCAGCUGGCUGGAACCCACAAUCCUCUUGGGGCCCGCCUGGCGCAAGAGAAAGGGGCCCCAGAGUCGGCGGUGCCUGUGCCAGGGGACCCUCAGCGAAGAGUGCCGGGGGAGCUAGAGGGAGAAGGUGGACCCUCGGAGCGGGUACGCUCCGCAUCCUUGUCCUACGAGGCCACCUGGGGACAGGUUUUCAUCAGGGGGCCAGGCUUCGCCCCUCGGAGGGGUGGGCAGGGCAGUCAACCCCAGAAAGGGCUGAUCUGCGGCGAGAGGCCUGGUGUGGUCGGGGUGGGGAGCAGAAGGGGGUCCGUGAGGCCGGGAGCGAGGCAGAGGUGGGGGAUCCCGCCCCCCGCCAGCGCUGGGACCGCGGUCCCUCUCAGCACCGCGGCGGGAGCGCGCCGGGCGCUGGCCCCUCGGCCGGAAAAUCAAACCUGGCUGGCGACCUCUCAGCCAAUCGGGGAGGAGAUGGGCCAGCCUCAGCCAAUGGCCGCCGCGAAUGCUAAUGAGGGGUUGACGCCACGAGGAGGCCCAUUCAAAAAGUAGCAGCUAUUGUAGCGGCCGGUUGCGCGCGCCGGCCGGGCCCCGCCGUCCAGCCGCCCGGGGACCCAGCCCCGGGCGCGCCCAGGACGGAGCCCGACCAGCGGGCGCCCAUGGCCGGAGCCGCGAUGGCCGAGCCGGGCCGCGGGCCGCCCGCCGCACCCGCGCCGGGCACCGAGGGGCUGCCGCGCGCCUUCCUGCAGAGCCUGCGCACCCUCUUCGACAUCCUGGACGACCGGCAGCGGGGCUACGUGCACCUGCGCGAAAUCGAGUCCCGCUGGCAGGGCGCCGACGCGCGCGAGCUGCCCCGCGGCGUGCUCGAGGGCCUGCGCCAGGUGGCCCCGGCCAGCGGCUACCUCACCUUCGAGCGCUUCGUGGCCGGCCUGCGCACCUCGCUGCUGAGCGCCGACGGCGGCCCGCGGGGCCAGGCGCGCGCCCCGGCCCGGGGAGGCUGCCCGGCGCGGCCCGGGGGCCAGCUGCCGCCGCAGCGCCUGGUGUUUGCACCGGCCGACGAGCCGCGGACGGUCCUGGAGAGGAAGCCUCUGCCGCUGGGCGCGCGCCCCUCGCCGGCCGGCCCCAGCGGCGCGACCCGGAUCCUAGAGAAGCUGUGCUGCCAGGCCGAGGCGGCGCCCGGCCCCGCGGAGCCCGAGCGGCCCCAGGGGGCGGCGCUGGAGCGGAGCCCAAGCGCGGACGCUGGUGCAAUGGCCUGCAGGGCCCGGGAGCUAGGUGUGGGGGACUCCCAGCGGGCCCCCCGUGCUCGAGGGGAGCGUCGGAGGCACACCAUCACCAACGGUGUGGACUGUGAUCUGCUGAAGCAGAUGAAGGAGCUGGAGCGGGAGAAGGAGGUGCUGCUGCAGGGUCUGGAGAUGAUGGCGCACGGCCGGGACUGGUACCAGCAGCAGCUGCAGCACGUGCAGGAGCGCCAGCGCCGCCUGGGCCAGAGCAGGGCCAGCACUGACUUUGGGGCUGAGGGGAGCCCCCGCCCGCUGGGGCAGCUGCUGCCCAAGGUACAGGAGGUGGCCCGGUGCCUGGGGGAGCUGCUGGCUGUGGCCUGUGCCAGCAGGGCUCUGUCCUCGUCCUCGGGGCCCCCGUGCCCUGCCCCGGCCCCCGCCUCACCCUCGGCUCCCGGCGUGCCCUCCCGUAGGCUCUGUCCUCGUCCUCGGGGCCCCCGUGCCCUGCCCCGGCCCCCGCCUCACCCUCGGCUCCCAGCUGGCAGCAGCAGACCAUCCUCAUGCUGAAGGAGCAGAACCGGCUCCUCACCCAGGAGGUGACCGACAAGAGCGAACGAAUCACGCAGCUGGAGCAGGAGAAAUCUGCCCUCAUCAAGCAGCUAUUUGAGGCACGUGCCCUCAGCCAGCAGGACACUGGGCCUCUGGACUCCACCUUCAUCUAGCUGCCACAGGCACGGACACAGACACUGGGCCCCUCAGCCCGGCCUGGCACUCAGCCCCGGGUGGGUACCCCCUUGACUCCACCUCUCAGGCUGAAGACCACCCGGCCGGCCUGGACACAGCCCUCCCUCCUCUCUUCCCAUCUGGGGUGCCCCAGACGCCCCCAACCCCAAGUGGAGCCAGCAGGUGGGCUGCUCCCUAGAUGUGCUGCAGCCCGGCACGCUGACUUGGUCCUGGCCUCCCAGGCUGGACUGGGGCGGGGCUUCAUCCUGCCGACACAAUCUGAAGCUGCUACUGCCACUGUCGGUCGACAGUGGGGGCCCCUCCUCGUGUUUACCGGAUCUCGGGUAGCCCUGGCAGGCUGGGCUUGUCGGGAGCCCGCCCACGUUUACAGUUGGCCUGCCUCUUGGACCUGGGGUCUCCAGGAAAAGGUACUGGUCACACUAGGCUGCACUCCUGAAAGCGGCCAGCAGAGGGUGCUGCGUGCACUGUCAUAGGCCCUGCCUGGAGCCCCCACCGCAGGUCUCAGAUGGGGGCCGGCAGGAGGGGACUCUGGGAUGGGCUGGGACACCCGAGGGCCCAAGGGCAUCUUCCCUCAACCCAGGGCACCCACAUUAGGGGGCCGCCCCUCAGCGGGGGAAGAUGGUAGGGGUGGGAAAUGGCCUCUAAGAGGAGGGUCUGCCUGCGUGGAGUUCUGGGGGAGCUCCCCAGGAUGGUGGUCAGGGUUCAUGCCUGGGCCAAGGCUGCUUACCCCCUCCCCACAGACCUCAGACCCUAAACCAACUUGGGUUAGCUGUCAUCCCUCCUGGCCAAGACUCCACAGAGCAACAUGUGACCCAGGCUCAGGGCCUGUGCCCGCAAGGCCACGUGAGCAGGCUAUGGUCACGGGGUGGCUCCUGGGACCAUAGCCACCUCCUAUAGGCCAAGCACCCCCACCACAGCCCACCCAACUGAUUGCCCAGGUACGGGGGCCUCUCACACCUCCACCCCCCAACCCCUAGUUUGGCCCCAGGUCUGGGCUGGGAGAGAACACUUCCGCUCAGCCAUGGAAAAGGGGAACCACAGAGCUCAGGAAAAGGCUGGGAGACACCUGCUCAGCUGGGCCUGCUAACGGCACCUCCACCCCAGGAGAGGCCCAGUGCUCUGUGCUGCCAUCCCCACGGGGACCCCCAAGGCAAGGGCACAGUGACAUCAAGGACAGGUUAUGAGGGAGAGGGCCGCAGAUGCGGGGGGUGGGCAUGCAUGGGGCACAGGAGCACACCUGGAGAGGUUGGGCGCAGCCCUGGAAGACACCCCGGCCACAGGGAAGGGAUCCUGGCUGCAGGCCAGGUGCUCCCUUCCAGCCCCAGCUCUGUGCUAACCUGCCAGCAGCAACCUGGACCAGCCACUGACCCUACUGCGCUCAGGGCCUGGGGGGCGAGCAUCCCAAGUCAGGCCCAAAUCAGCCCAGUGUGCACACGGCCCUCCUCGGAGGAUGGGUGUGGGUUCUCCUAGGGGCCUGAGACCCUAUACCACCCCCCAGCCUAGACCUCCUGGGCAGGCUCCCUGGGAGGGGAAACAGGAAGAGGAGCAGGCCCUAAAGGGCAAGAUAGCCUCCAGCACCCAGCAGACCUGUGGUGCAGUGGUUAGACCACUGCCAGCCAGGAGAGAUCCUCCCAAUCGUCAGGGUGGGGCCUACCUACCAGGACCUCCCCAAAUCUGCCACUCCCCUUCCAUCCCACAACCAGUCCCCCCACACCAGCCCAGGCCCCAAGCCCACCCUCACUAGGAGUCCCUCUGCUCACAGGUUCUCCAAACACAGCCCCCGACAUUUCCAGAACUGAAAACUGCACCUUCCUCUGCCCCUGACUCUUCCAUGACCCCAUCACUCAGAGCAAAUCCAGGCCCCAAACAGUGUGGCCUCCACAGGCCCCACCUGAGUCCCUCCAGUAGCCCGGGCUGCAGCUGAGCAGAGCCUUUCCCAUCUCUGGGCUUUGUCCAUGCUGUUCCUGCCAUUCCUGCCUCAUGGAGCUUGAUCCUACCAGCCCUUGUCCCAGCCCUCCAGGCAGACAAGCAGUGAAGGAAUCUGCAGAGGCCACAACAGGGAAGGUGGUGCCUUGGGGCAAGCAGGGGGUGGCCAGCGUUCCCCUGAGGGUGUCUGCCAGGCCUGGGGCAUCCUGCUUUCCCUCUGAUGUCUUCACAGAACUUGGGAGGCAGGAGAUGGAACAUAGUGUCUGCCCAGGCUGACUUUCAUCAGAAAACCUCACAACCUUCAGCUGCAGGGUGGAUGUGAAAGGAGCUGGCUAAGCAGAAGGCGACUGAGGAGAGGGCCCUCUCAGCCCUGGUGUUCCGUGCAGGGUGGAAAAACAUGUCCUCUUCGUUUGCAGCCUGAAACCAGGCUACCCGUCUCACCCUAGAGACCUCAGGGGAGAAUUUUAAGUGGCCCCAGGUUGGCAGGGCCUGCGUGAGUGGCAGAAGCAAACACUCAUCCUCUUGAACAGGCUCUCAGCCUCACAAGAGGGAUGUCUGGGGCAGAGGAAGUCUCUGUGGGACUCAGAGUAAGCCCCGUGCACUGUAGGACGUUUGGCAGCAUCCCUGGCCUCUAUCCAGCAGAUGCCAACAGCACACACACACACUCUCAGUUGUGACAACCAAAAUGUCUCCAGGCAUUGCCCAAUGUCCUGGGAGGGGGGGUCGCCCAGGUUGCGAAUCUAGAAGGAUGCAGCUUCACGAAGCCUCAAGGAUUCGAUGUCAAUCAAGUUCUGAAGAAAAUGAGUACCUCCAGGUUAAAAAUUGUGGACACAUACCACAAGGAAAUAAUCCACCAUGAGGGCCAGCAGAAACAAGAGAUGGGUUCUGUAGACGUUCCAGAUACUGGAAUUAUCAGAUAGAGAAUAUAACUAUGUUUUAUCUAAAGGAAUAAAAGAUCCUUGAAAAUAUGAA